AUGUUCACUGCAUGGUUAGAGGCGAAUAAAAAUUACGCAGAGGCGCGGCAGUUGACUUAUUCACAGAUGCCUACUAAAUUUGUUUGGAAGAAAGAUAAAAGAGAAUGGCAUCCAAGGCAGAGGAAUUGGGCAAUUGGUCGAAUCUUUUAUGUGCCCCCAAAUAGUGGUGAAAUCUUUUAUUUGAGAUGUUUACUUAACAUUGUUCGAGGACCAACGUCAUUUGAUGAUAUUAAAAAAGUGGAUGGCGUACAAUAUAAUUCAUUUAGAGAUGCAUGUUAUGCACGUGGUUUAAUUGAAGAUGAUAAAGAGUAUGUCGAUGCAAUCAGUGAGCCAGCAGUUUGGUCUUCGGCACAUUCCUUAAGAAAAUUGUUUGUUACACUAUUGACAUCCAAUGCAAUGUCAAAGCCAGAAGAUGUGUGGGAGUUGGUCUGGCAUUACUUAUCAGAUGAUGCUGAAUUUAUGUGUAGAAGAAACCUCUCAACUUCAGAUCUAAUUCUCAAUGAUUCUCAAAAAAAGAAUUAUGCAUUGAUUGAAAUGGAGAAGUUGUUGAAUGCUUGGAACAAAUCUCUAGCAGAUUAUCCACCGAUGCCAAUGCCAGAUCAAAACGGUGAUUUGUUUCAAGGAAAUAGGUUGUUGUUCGAGGAAAUGUCAUAUGAUAGGGAAGCUCUAAGGCAUGAACAUAAUUCUUUGCUUCAGAAACUAACUGAUGAACAGUUACUCAUCUAUAAUAAGGUGGUUGCAGACGUCCAGACUGAGAUGGAUGGCAUGUAUUUCGUUUAUGGCUAUGGUGGUACAGGCAAAACUUUUUUGUGGAAGACACUUUCAGCGGCUCUAAGGUCCAAAGGUGAAGUCGUAUUAAAUGUUGCGUCAAGCGGUAUAGCUUCAUUACUUCUGCCUGGUGGAAGGACUGAACACUCUAGAUUUGCUAUACCAAUUUCUGUUAAUGAAGAUUCCACUUGCAACAUUAAGCAGGGAAGUCCACUGGCUGAAUUGAUCAUCAAAGCCAAACUGAUAAUUUGGGAUGAAGCUCCGAUGAUGCACAAAUAUUGUUUUGAAGCAUUAGACAGGACAAUGAGAGAUUUAAUGCGUUUCACAAAUCCUAGGAGCUCAACGAUGACCUUUGGAGGUAAAACAGUUGUUUUGGGGGGAGACUUUAGACAAAUUCUUCCAGUUAUUCCAAAAGGUACUAGACAAGAUAUAGUACAAGCCAGUAUUAAUUCUUCUUACUUGUGGAAUAAUUGCGAAGUAUUAGUAAUGAAGAGGAGGUUGAGAAGUUAG
This is a messenger RNA of Ipomoea nil (Japanese morning glory), 1278 nucleotides long. RefSeq lists its product as uncharacterized. Gene Ontology annotation, biological process: telomere maintenance; DNA repair. Bases 1 to 1278 code for a protein of 425 amino acids. NCBI's taxonomy places the organism in Eukaryota, Viridiplantae, Streptophyta, Magnoliopsida, Solanales, Convolvulaceae. Gene Ontology annotation, molecular function: DNA helicase activity. The transcript is spliced from 2 exons. The record is from RefSeq and is a predicted model, not a curated record.